Molecule: messenger RNA, 1521 nt
Organism: Neoarthrinium moseri
Lineage: Eukaryota; Fungi; Ascomycota; Sordariomycetes; Amphisphaeriales; Apiosporaceae
Exons: 7
Coding region: 1-1521 (506 amino acids)
Biological process (GO): zinc ion transmembrane transport
Cellular component (GO): plasma membrane
Molecular function (GO): zinc ion transmembrane transporter activity
Source: RefSeq, a predicted model, not a curated record
AUGAGAGUAGCCACAUUUCGAGCAGAGGCAGCAUGGGCCCUGCUGGGUCUGUUGUCUCAGGGCAGCAGCAGCUUCCUCUCUCGCAGACAAGCUGUGCCAUCGAUCCCAAGAGUAACGCCCGCUCCACGCCUUGAUAUUUCGGCACUGGUUCAACGCCAGGCCGAGGAUAUUACAGCUGUCAGCGAUUGUCAUGCACAUGGAGGUGAAGUAUGGUGCAUGGCUGGGACAACAGAGUAUGAGGUGGUGGUCGCAGCUACGGCAACGUCGGAGCUUCCAGCAUCUUAUACCGACUGCCAUGCCCACGCAUCAAGCUUGUAUUGCGUCGAUGCAGCAGGAGACGAUGUUCAGGUUCUCAUUGACGACGCAGCUGCGCACAGCGGAGAGCCUGAGCACGGCGGAGGGUCCGACCACGACGGAGAGGCUGGGACGAACUCCCCACAGGAAUCAUCCGAGUCCACGGGAGGAAUGGACUGCCACUUCCAUGCUGGAGUUGAGCACUGCGUCGGGGCAGAAGGAGAACAUGGAUCAUCUGCAGCCACGUGUACCCGCCAGUCUCGCGACUACAACAUCCCUCUUAGGAUCGGGCUACUCUUUGUCAUCCUCGUGACCAGCUUCAUCGGUGUCGCUGGGCCAAUUUUCCUUAAGCCUGUGUUACCAGCCAAGUUCAACGUCGUAUUCGUGAUACUGAAGCAAUUCGGAACCGGUAUCAUCAUAUCGACUGCAUUUGUUCAUCUUUAUACUCACGCGAACCUGAUGUUUACGAACCAAUGCUUAUCGGGCAUCGACUACGAAGCGACCACGUCGGCGAUUGUUAUGGCCGGGAUCUUUUUAUCCUUCAUAGUCGACUUCGUGUCGCAUAAGAUUGCUUCCGGGUCCAAGAGCCAUCAGCACGGUGCUAACUUGCACAACACUGAUAGUGUCGUCCAAGUAUUGGUCUUGGAAAUGGGAAUCAUCUUCCAUUCUAUUCUUAUUGGUGUCACCUUGGUUGUCACCGGCGACAGUUUCUUUAUAACCCUCUUUAUUAUCAUCUUGUUCCACCAGAUGUUUGAGGGUAUUGCAUUAGGUACGCGCAUUGCUUCCAUUAAUCAGGUUGCACAUUCCGCCAUGGCGGAUACUCCGAGUAGUCGGUCGACUUCCAACGACAAGGAUUCGGAGCCCGCUGGUACGUCAAAUGCCUCCAGCCCGGACUCGGUGGAUGAGAAAGCCUCAAAGCCACUGCCCAUGAUUCAGAAGCUCUUCAUGGCUGUGGCCUUUGCUAUCAUUACACCGAUAGGCAUGGCCAUUGGUAUUGGGGCGCUGCGGUACUUUAAUGGGAAUGACCCAUCGACGUUGAUAGCUCUUGGAACGCUCGACGCGCUGUCAGCUGGCAUCUUGGUCUGGGUUGGCCUUGUGGAGAUGUGGGCCGCAGAUUGGAUAUUUGGAGGCGAGAUGGUGCGCGCCAGCGCAAUGAUUACCAUCGCCGGUGGAGUAUCCUUGGUGGCCGGCAUGGCUUUGAUGAGCUUCUUGGGCAAAUGGGCAUAG